AUGGCCAAGAAACAGGUACUCGUGGUCGGCGCAGGCGUCGUCGGCCUCACCACAGCGCUCGAGCUGCACGACCGGCUCGGCGACAGCGUCGACGUCUCGCUCGUGGCCAAGGACCUCCCCGGCGACAGCGCCGUGUUCUACACGUCGCCCAAGGCCGGCGCCCACUGGGUGUCCACCAACGCAAAGGAGCACAAGGACUGGGCGCUCGCCACCUACCGCAAGCUGCGCCAGCUCGCCGCGGUUCCGCAGGCGUUCGUGCAGGCGUACCCGCUCUACUACGGCGACAUUGUCCCUGCGGGCCACACCCCGCCCCGCUUCGACGAGCCCUGGUACAAGGACGCCGUGGACGGCUACCGCUACCUGGGCACAGACCCGCGCUUCCCGGACGUGCAGAACCUCUUUGUCUUCACGUCCUACACCAUCUCCACCACGCUCUACCUCGUCUACCUGCUCUCGGAGCUGCGCCGCAGGGGCGUCGCCGUCCGCCGCCAGACCUUGAGCUCGCUGGAAGAGGCCCUCCGCACGCCGCUCCCCUCCGCCGCCGGCAGCGCCGGCGCCACCGCCGACCUCGUCGUCAACUGCACCGGCCUGCAGUACAACUUCCUCGCCGACGGCGGCGACCCGCAGCUGAUCCCCGUCCGCGGCCACGUGCUCCUUGUCGAAAACAACCUCCCCUACCAGGUCACCUUCGAGCAGCCGUACCUCCCGGCUGACGCCAAGCCCGGCGAGUUCCUCAUGCUCUUCCCGCGGCCCGAGGGCGGCGCCAUCCUCGGCGGCAUCUACGACCGCAACUUCCUCGAGUACGACACCGCCGUCGACCCGGCCUACGUCGCCCGCCUCGUCGCCAAGGCCCAGCGCCACCUCCCGGACCUCGUUGCCUCCACCGCGGGCGCCGUCAAGAUCGCCCGCCACGUCGUGGGCUUCCGCCCCGAGCGCCAAGGCGGCGCCCGCAUCGGUCAGGACCCGGCCGAGCCCCGCAUCGUCCACAACUACGGCAACGGCAACUCCGGCUUCAUCGAGAGCUGGGGCUGUGCCGCCAACACCCAGACACAGGAACGUCUUGCACGGGGUCUGCGGGGUCUUGUGGGUCCCCAGUGCACCCGCAGACCAAUGCAGAACGUUGCCUGCAAGACGCUGGCCCUCGGGGCGCUGCUGCUAGUGGCAGCCCUCUACACGCUGCACGCCGUGGUGCCCGGCAACCAGGAAUACGAGGCAUACGGGGGAUGGUGGCGGCGGUCGCCGCCCGGCACACAGGCCAGAGGCUCGGUGCGGGCGAUUGCAGACACAGACGACACGGCAAGACUGCUCCGGAGCAUGCACCUGACGCCGAACCACUCGGUGGAGAUCCUCGCCACGGACGCAAACGGGUUCACGAGCGCCCGGGUCGUGCACGGACGGUUCUUGCACAUCACAGACAUGCAUCCGGACGAGCUGAACGUCAUCGGGGCGGCGAUCCGCAAGCAGUGCCACAAGAAGAUGAAAAACGUGGUGUCGAACAUGGACGUGUCGCACAAGUACGGCGACCCGAUGAGCGGCUGCGACUCGCCGCUGGACCUCUACUCCUCCACGUUGGAGUGGCUGCGCACCAACGUGAAGGACCACAUCGACUUUGUCAUCUGGACGGGCGACAACAUCCGCCACGACAACGACAGAGCCCACCCGCGGACGGAGGCAGAGAUCUUCGACAUGAACGAGCGGGUGGUGGCCGACUUCAUCGACACCUUCAUGGACGACGGCGAGGAGGAGGAGACCGUCUUCGACCGCAGGGUGAAGAUCGUGCCCAGCUUGGGCAACAACGACGUCUACCCGCACAACUUGUUUGCCCCCGGCCCGACGUUGCAGACGAGAGAGCUCUACAAGAUCUGGCGAGACUUCAUCCCCACCGAGCAGAUGCACACCUUCGACCGCGGAGCGUACUUCCUCAGAGAGGUCAUCCCGGGCAAGCUGGUUGUGCUCAGCAUCAACACCCUCUACUGGUUCCAGUCCAACCCCUUGAACGACAACUGCGACUCCCGCAAGCAGCCCGGCUACAAGUUGUUCCUCUGGCUGGGCGCCACUCUCAAAGAAUGCCGCCGCAGAGGACUCAAGGUCUGGUUGAGCGGCCACGUCCCGCCCAUCCCAAAGAACAUCCACCACAGCUGCUACGCCAAGAUCAGCGUCUGGAUGCACGAGUACAGAGACUUGAUCAUUGGCGGCGUCUGGGGCCACAUGAACAUCGACCACUGGGUGCCCAUGGACUCCGUCAAGGCCUGGAAGAGCAUCAAAAAGCGUCUUCUUGCUGCCGGGGCGUGGGACGAGAGCAACCACUUCCCCUUCAUCGACUACGACCAAAUGGAAGAGCUGGUGGGGGCUAUGGAUGACGAAAGCGACACCGACGACGAUUUUGAAACAGUUGAAGAUCUAUAUAGGUCGCUCGGAUAUGACAUCGACGACGAGUCGAGUGAUCCUCUACACACUUUUUCAGACAGAUACAUGGGUGCACCCAAUGGCAAAGUCACCUAUUUGGAAAACUUGAGGGAUUCCAUGUACGCGAAGUUGAAGGGUAAGAAAAAGGGAGGCGACUUUUCAGAAAGAUACUCCAUUGCUCACAUCUCCUCGAGCGUAAUACCCACUUACAACCCCGGCCUGCGCAUAUGGGAGUACAACAUCACCGAGUUCAACUCUUUGGACAACAGCGAGUCUGAAGCUCAAGGUAGCCAGACUUUGGCAGGAAAGCUCUCAUCUUAUCUCAAUACCUCAGCUAAAAACACUACAUUCCAUUAUGGAGAUUGGAGUUACUUCUUCCAGCAGUUAGAGAAUCUACUCGACGAUGAAGAACAAAUUGAGAAGCUCAUCACCGAGCUCGAAAGCAGUCCGGACAAAAUGAACAGCUCGGAGUACCUACAAAUGAAGGCGCCAUCAAAGGACAAAACCAUCCCAAAUAUCAUGCCUGCAAGUCUACCAUUAGGUCCAGCUUAUAUCCCGCAGGCACUCUCACCCGAAAGAUACGUACAAUACUACGUGGAUUUGAAUGAAGUCAACUACCAGAAAAAGGACAUUGAUAGCUGGAAAUUCAACUACAAACUACACUACUCUACAGAUGAUAAAUUUGAAUCUCGAGGACUGUUGGUCAAAGACUGGGUCAACUUUGGACGGAAACUUGCGAAAACUGCUCCGGUGAAGGGCAAGGAAACAGAGAAACUUGGUGAUUCGGAGACUCAGCUGAAAGGUGAAAAACUGUGGAAAAACUAUGUCGAUAGAGCAUUCAUAAGCUCUGGGUAUCAAGAACUACCAGAUGCCGUUGGAAAAUGA
Pichia membranifaciens NRRL Y-2026 is the source of this 3291-nucleotide messenger RNA. RefSeq lists its product as hypothetical. Gene Ontology annotation, biological process: polyphosphate catabolic process. The coding region runs from base 1 to 3291 and encodes 1096 amino acids. Gene Ontology annotation, cellular component: fungal-type vacuole. The transcript is spliced from 2 exons. The record is from RefSeq and is a predicted model, not a curated record. Gene Ontology annotation, molecular function: exopolyphosphatase activity; oxidoreductase activity; endopolyphosphatase activity. NCBI's taxonomy places the organism in Eukaryota, Fungi, Ascomycota, Pichiomycetes, Pichiales, Pichiaceae.